AUGACAAGUUUAUGUAUGUGUAUUUCUAUGAGCGGUACUGUAGCACUAUGUUGCUUUUUUGCGCCAAAAGUAUAUAUUGCUGUAUGUCAGCCAUACAAAAAUGUUCGCAUGCGACAAAGCGCUGUUGGUCAUUUGGUUAAUCAACAAAUGAGGUUUAUGAGUCAAAUAGCCACCACGGAAGUACCAAAUAGCAUUCUUUCCACAUCUGUGGUUGAUUGCUCGUCCUACCCGCAUUUUGUAUCCUGUAGCAUUGUUGAGGCAGAAAAGAAUUCUAUAACUUCGAGUCAGAUAAGCCAGCAAUACGGUACCAUAGCUCCGGUAAUACUGAUGAAAUCACAUCCCAAAUGCAAUGCAAACAGCGAUGACAAUGAUAUCAUCCGUAGAAACAGUAACUCCAACGAUCACCAAAAUUCAUCACUUAUCAAAACAACAGCAUUUCUGCAUCACUCUUCUAACAAUAUGCUGCAUUCCAAUGAUAAACUUCCCAAAGAAACUAUUAUGUACCAAAAUGACACUGAAUUAUUUUUUGAGCAACUUUUUGUUAAUUGUGAUGUUACCUCUCUUUGA
Molecule: messenger RNA, 567 nt
Organism: Brugia pahangi
Lineage: Eukaryota; Metazoa; Nematoda; Chromadorea; Rhabditida; Onchocercidae
Source: the annotation of a GenBank genome assembly